Verticillium dahliae VdLs.17 is the source of this 3153-nucleotide messenger RNA. Its product is annotated as cytoplasm protein. The transcript has 3 exons. Lineage: Eukaryota; Fungi; Ascomycota; Sordariomycetes; Glomerellales; Plectosphaerellaceae. Bases 1 to 3153 code for a protein of 1050 amino acids. The record is from RefSeq and is a predicted model, not a curated record. Gene Ontology annotation, molecular function: metal ion binding.
AUGGCACCAGAGGAACGCCCAAAGCCGAGGUUCCGCAAGAUCCAGAGCUUCGAAACCGAGUACGCGCCCUGCACCAUCAGCCAGUAUGUCUCGGAGCGCAGCGGCAUGCAGGUCAUCGUGGCCGAUCGCCAGGGUCCCAAGGUCAACGGCUACUUCACACUCGCGACCGAGAUUCUCGAUGACUCGGGCGCCCCUCACACGCUGGAGCACCUCGUCUUCAUGGGCUCCAAGAAUUACCGCUACAAGGGCCUCCUCGACAAGAUUUCCUCGAGGGCCUACUCUGGCACCAACGCCUGGACUGCCACUGACCACACGGCCUACACGCUCGAGAGUGCCGGAUGGGAGGGCUUUGCGCAGAUCCUGCCCGUGUACCUCGAGCACGUCAUUGUGCCCGUCAUCACCGAUGAGGCCUGCACCACCGAGGUUCACCACAUUGACGGCGAGGGCAAUGAUGCGGGUGUCGUCUACUCUGAGAUGCAGGCGAUUCAGUACAAGAGCGCAGAGAUUGUCGACCUCGCCGCCAAGCGUCAGCUGUACCCCGAGAAUGUCGGUUUCCGAUACGAGACCGGCGGUAUGACGGACGCUCUACGCAACUUGACCACCGACCGGAUCAGGGAAUUUCAUCGGGAGAUGUACCAGCCCCGCAAUCUGGCUGUUGUCAUUGUGGGCGAGACCGAUCACGACAACCUUCUCCAGAUUCUCGAUGACUUUGAAGAAAGUAUCAAGGAUGACCUUCCCCCCCUCGAUGCUCCUUUCAAGAGGCCCUGGAUCGACUCUGAGCAGCCUCCUGCGCUCACCGAGACCAAGGUGUCCACUGCCGAGUUCCCCGAGGCCGACGAGUCGGUUGGCGAGGUGGUGGUUGGCUGGUUCGGGCCUAACUGCACUGACCCUUUGGCCACUUCUGCGCUCAACGUUCUGCAAACCUACCUGUGUGGCUCGUCGGUCUCCAUUCUCGAGAACGUCUUGGUCGAGAAGGAAGAACUCGCCAGCUCUGUGGCUUGCUACUGGGAGUCCAGACCCAAGUCCGUCAUUUGGUUCCAGCCUACGAGUGUCGCCACGGAGAAGCUCGAAUUCGUCUACAAGAGGCUGAUUGAGCUCUUCAAGGAGGUGGCCUCCAAGCCCCUCGACAUGGAGUACAUGAAGUCGUGUGUCCAGCGCGAGCGCCGACAGGUCAAGUUCCAGGCCGAGUCCUCCGAGAGCUUCUUCUCGAGCAACAUCAUCACCGACUAUCUCUUCGGCAAGCGUGAUGGCUCGACACUUCUUGACAUGAAGAGCCUAGACGAGUACGACAACCUCGAGAAGUGGACCGACGAGCAGUGGAGGGAUUUCCUGAGGAAGUGGAUCUCGGAUGCUCACCACAUUGCUAUCCUCGCAAAACCGUCCAUGGCUCUGGCUGAGAAGUACAAGACGGAGGAGGAGGAAAGACUCGCGAAGAGAAAGGCGGAGCUUGGUCCUGAGGGACUGGCCAAGCUCGCCGAAAAGCUGGAGGCGGCAAAGAAGAAGAACGACAUGCCCAUCCCGCCCGAGGUCGUCGACCGUUGGUCCGUACCCAGCACCGAUUCUAUCCACUUCAUCGAAUCCGAAACGGCCAAGUCUGGAAAGGCCCGAAGCCUGGGAGUCUUUGAGAAUAAGGCGCAGAAGGUCAUCGAUGCCGCGACCGACGGCAAGGACCCUCUCUUCAUCCAGUUUGAAAGCGUGCCCUCCAACUUUGUGCACAUCAGUCUCUACUUGGGCACCGCCCAGGUUCCCACCGAAGUGAAGCCUCUGUUGCCCAUCUUUGCCGACAACUUCUUCAACACGCCCAUUGAGCGCGACGGCAAGCAGGUUGACUUUGAGCAGAUCGUCAUGGAACUCGAGGAGGAAACCAUCAGCUACGGCAUUCGGUCUGCGAAGGACAUGGGUGACCCGGACAGCAUCACCAUUCAGUUCCAGAUUGAGCCCGAAAAAUACGCCAGCAUCAUCAGCUGGAUCCGCACUAUGAUGUUCGACAGCGUCUUUGACGUGCAGAGGCUCAAGGCUGGCGUGCAGAAGCAGCUGGCUGACAUCCCCGAGCUCAAGCGUGACGGCCGCUCCAUGUCCACUGAGAUCAACAUGGCCUACCAUCUGAAGAAGGAGUCCUAUGCCGUCUCGAAGCGAGCCUUGGUCCGCGCCGUCUACUUGCGCCGAGUCAAGAAGCUCCUCGAGAGCGAUCCCGAAUUGGUUGUUUCCUGGUUCGAGAAGAUCCGCAAGUCUCUCUUCCAAUUUAACAACACGCGCAUCCUCGUCACCGCAGAUGUGAAUAAGCUCGAGAACCCGGUCGCUGCGUGGGACGUCCUGAGCAGCGCUCUGCAACCCGCAGGCGAGCUUCUUCCGGUUCUCAAGGCGCACAGCCAUCUCACCGAAGAGGGAGAGAACCCGGGCUCCGUCGGCGCCGUCAUCGUCCCCAUGACGACAGUUGAUGGUUCGUACAGCGUGAGCACCUCCAAGGGCAUCAUCUCCUUUGAAGACCCGCGCCUCCCCGCCAUUCUCGUCGCCAUCGGCUAUCUCGAGGCGGUCGAGGGCCCGCUCUGGUGCGCAGUCCGCGGCCAGGGCAUGGCCUACGGCGUCUUCUUCAACCGCGACGUCGACAGCGGCAUGAUCCAGUUCCGCGUCUACCGCUCGCCCGACGUCUCCAAGGCCAUCGCCGCCGCCCGUGAGACGGUCCGCAAGAUCGCCGAGGGCGAGGAGCCCAUUGAUCGCCACCUCAAGGAGGGCGCCAUCAGCCAGAUUGUCGUGCACUUUGCCGACGAGCAGUCGACCAUGGCCUCUGCCGCGAGCCAGAACUUUGUGCUCGGCGUCGUGCGCGGCGUGCCUCUGGACUGGCACAAGAAGAUCAUGAAGAGCGUGCGGGAUGUCACUGAUGAGCAGAUCAAGGAUGUCUUGAACGACCUCAUCAUGCCCGUGUUUGCGCCGGGGAAGAGCAACGUCAUUGUCACAUGCGCACCGAUUCUGGAAGAGAAUAUCGAGAAGGCUCUCAAGGAGACGGGCUACAAGACACAGGUGCAGCAGCUGGCGUACUUCCACGACGACUAUGGUCUGAAGCCUCAGGAUGGCGAAGAGGAAGAGGAAGAAUCGGAAGAGGAGGAUGGGGAGGAGGGCGACUACACGGAUGAUAGUGAUGAUGAGUCGGACUGA